Molecule: messenger RNA, 1126 nt
Organism: Phyllotreta striolata
Lineage: Eukaryota; Metazoa; Arthropoda; Insecta; Coleoptera; Chrysomelidae
Source: the annotation of a GenBank genome assembly
UUAACAAUUUAUCGGAUAACCAGAGUAAAAUGGUGUUCAAAACGGCAUUGUUGAUUUUCGCUGCUGCAGUUGUAAAUGCUAGCAAUGAUAAUCUAAUAGCUGUUGUGCAGGUGUUCAGACAUGGCCAACGAACACCUGGUACGUUAUUUCCAACAGACCCAUAUGCUGAUAAAGAUGUUUAUUGGGCAGGAUUAGAAUCUGGGCAAUUAACAAAUGAAGGCAAACGGCAACAUUACGCUCUAGGGCAAUUUUCUAGAAAAAGAUACGCCGACUGGUUACCUGCAUCAUACAACAAAAAAGACAUCUACGCCCAAACCACCGAUGUGGAUAGAACUCACAUGUCAGGUCAAGCGAAUUUGUACGGGCUCUAUCCAGCUACUGGUACCCAAGUAUGGCGCAAAAAUGUUAACUGGCAACCGAUACCUUUACAUCCAGCUAACCCCAAAGUCUUUGCUACGAUGCCUGAAGAUUGCCCAAACUACAUGACUCUCUGGGGCCAGGUCAGUUCCACGCAAGAAUACACUGACCUCGACAAGACCUACGCCAGUUUAUACCGGUACAUUUCUGAAAACACCAACGUACCUAACAUCUCACUAAGGGACGUUUACUCGUUGUGGGACUCCCUUUAUAUCGAACAACAAGUUGGUUAUAGUUUACCAUCCUGGACGUACUCCAUUUUUCCGGAACCAAGCCAAUCGCUAGCGGCUAAAUUUUUCGAAUCGUUAAGCUACUAUCCGGUGCAAAAACAAACAUCUGUGGGAUUGUUCUACAACAAAACCUUGGAUUAUUUCGACCAAAUGAUCGCCGAUCCGACAUCAGCGCCUAAAUAUCAAAUCUACAGCGGACACGACAGUAAUGUGUUCGCCAUUUUGAACACAGUGGGCAACAAACCAUCCGCACCGGUCCCAUUUGCCGUGUCCCUUUGGUUCGAAUUGAGGCGAGUGAACUUCGUGAACGUUGUGAAUUUGUGGUUGAAGAGCGGCGAACAAUUCACCAAGUUGAGUAUUAGAGGAUGCGCCUUGGAUUGUCCUCUAGCCGAAGUGAAGAAGCUCCUCAGCGAUGUCACGAUCGACGAAGCAACAUACGACAGAAUAUGCAAUGAGUGAUGUACGAUUAAAUAGAGUAU